CCAUUCGUAGAACGUCACGCGGAAGUGAUUCACUGAAUCUUGUGGCAGAAAAUGCAAGUUUGCAAAUUGCGGCGGUGAGAAAAGAGAUUGGAUCGUCAGCAUUCUCGCUCCUCCGCUAUUUUCUAUUCUAACAUCUCUGUCAGGAAUGUCACGAGACUAUGAUAGACGAAGAGGAGGUAGCGGUAGUGGUAGCAGUUCUAGUAAAUUACGGAUGGAUACCAGCGUAUCCCAACCCAGACCACACGGUGAAAAUUCUGGAAAACGGAGAGAAUUAGAUAGUGUAAUGCGGAAAGCACGUGAAUCUCAAUCAAGUUAUUGGAACAAAAAGCUUCUGGAAGUAGAGGAACGAGAUCCAAAUAGAUGGAGGCACAGCGGAUACAAGGAAUUGUACGUCGGAGGCACAGCAAGCGGAGAACCCAGUAGAGGGCAUCCUCGAAGCCCGAGAAGUCCCAGGCCUCGAAGUCCUCACAUUUCAAGACCGCGCAGCCCUCGUACUAAAAGUCCUCGUUCACCUCGUGAUAGAUCACAUACCAGGGGCAGACCUACGCGUAGCCCAAGUACAGGAAGUACUUGCUCCGAUCGGUCAUGCAGCGUUUGUUCACCAAAAGAACGUCGACGUGUCGCUCAGCCUUCUCGUUCACGUUCAAGAUCACUUACACCGGUUCGAACUCGGACACAUCCGAAGGAGGUAGUACCGUCAAGUUCAAGAGUGAUACCGGCUCGUACCAGGCCACGAUCACCUCCUUUGCCACGUCCACGUACACCUCCGCCUACGCCACAACCUCCACCGCGUCAUCAGAAGGACUAUAAAACGAUUAAAGAAAAAGAAACAAAGGUUCGACGUAAAGAAAAACAUCAUACUAGAAUUCCUGAAGAUCCACGAGUUCCAGAUCCCAUUCCAUUGAUGCGUAAACCUGUGAAAGUAGAAAAAACUCAUUCGAGUCAUGGAUCAACUCAAAUGAUUAGGCCUCCACCCGAGUCAUCACCCAGUGAAGACAGUGAUAGUUCUUCUACCACGUCUCAUGUUGGCCCACCUAGAAUGACGUUAUCAGAAAGGUUUGGUAAAAUGGCACAAUGGAGCGUAGAUCGUAGAGACAUGGAAAACAUGCGUAUCACAAAAGACGGAGAAAACGCGAUGAAAGUUGUAAUAGAGGGUGAAGAAAGAAUUGCAAGAUUAGGAUACGAUUCUCCACCGCCAGGACAUUAUCCUGAAUCGCUUUUAGCACAAGGACCAAGAGGUCUUGAAUGUUGGGAUGACGUCCGUGUUAGAUAUGAUUAUUACAAAGCACGGGGAUAUCUUCGAGAUCUAACUUUAGACGACUACAUAAAGUGGGAAGAAUGGUGGUAUAAAUAUCAAGAAUGGUUAGAAGCAGAACGUUUUUAUGAACAAUGGGCCUCAUCGAACCGUCCUUCCGGUGGAAGUCGUAAGAGACGCGGGCGACGCAAUAAUACGGCUCACUGAAAUUUCGUAAGAUCGUCAUAAAUCACUCUUGAUUCAUAGACAUUACCAUCGAUAAAAUAUACUGUAAUAUUUGUUGUGCUUAGAAGAGUGCAAAUGGUGUGUAAACGCUCUAUACAAAUAUACAUACAAUUCAUAUGAAACAUA
This is a messenger RNA of Osmia lignaria (orchard mason bee), 1606 nucleotides long. RefSeq lists its product as uncharacterized. Lineage: Eukaryota; Metazoa; Arthropoda; Insecta; Hymenoptera; Megachilidae. The record is from RefSeq and is a predicted model, not a curated record.